Molecule: messenger RNA, 2860 nt
Organism: Lingula anatina
Lineage: Eukaryota; Metazoa; Brachiopoda; Lingulata; Lingulida; Lingulidae
Product: serum response factor
Biological process (GO): positive regulation of transcription by RNA polymerase II
Molecular function (GO): cis-regulatory region sequence-specific DNA binding; DNA-binding transcription factor activity, RNA polymerase II-specific; protein dimerization activity
Source: RefSeq, a predicted model, not a curated record
GGUGAAUAGGCCAUUCCUUUUUCGUCAGGAAAGCAGUCCGCGUGGUUUCUAUCCGCUGACAACUUCUAGAAUGCCAAACUCAUCACAGAGUCAGAGUCAGAGCAAUCUGUCUAGCACAACGUUUCAGAAUAUCCAGGACAUUUUAAACAGUGGCGCUAUGAAUGCUACAUCGGCUAAUACAUUCAACUUAAGUGUAUCUAACGGAGGUCAAUUAAUGAAUAACAGAGGUCUUCCAAGUAUGAAACACAAACGGGAUGUUGAUGAAGCAGGUCUAGAUGAAGAUUCAGACUCCGAUUCUGAAGGAGCAUCAUCCAUGCAAAUGAGUCCGCAGCCACAGCUGACCAGUUUGAAUGGACUUAAACCGGGAAAGAAGACGAAAGGAAGAGUGAAAAUCAAGAUGGAGUUCAUUGAGAAUAAACUUAGAAGAUACACUACAUUUAGCAAGAGGAAGACAGGCAUUAUGAAAAAGGCAUAUGAACUGUCAACUUUAACUGGAACACAAGUGAUGUUGCUUGUUGCUAGUGAAACUGGCCAUGUUUACACAUUUGCCACACGCAAGCUGCAGCCCAUGAUAACAAGUGAGAGUGGAAAGGCACUGAUUCAGACAUGCCUCAAUUCUCCAGAUCCACCCCCAGGAGCAACUCAGAAUUCUCUGGAUCAAAGAAUGAACCCCACUGGCUUUGAAGAAACAGAGCUUACUUACUCUGUAUCUGAAGAGGAAAGCAAGACUCCAGAACCAGGCCAGAAAUAUGUAAUGGCAGGUGAAAGCAUUGCACAAUCCCAAGGUGGGCAGCAGCAAAUGUCAUCAACACCUCAGACCAUCUCCAUGACAACAUAUUUACCACCUGCCUCAUCAUCUGCUGGCAGCACAAGUAAUACGUCAAAACAGAGCAACUUUUCUAUGCAGUUACCUACUGGGAAUAUUGCAACAAUAUUACCAGGUAAUGGUGUCCCUCCUGGUACCCCUUUUGCUAUUGGUCCUAUACAACAACAACAAACAAUAGGCCAGCAGCAGCAAACUGUCUACAGAUUCCCUACACCUGCAGGAGUGAUGUCCUUUGCAGGCCUUCCGACAACAACAACAUCCCAGUCAGAUGUUAAUCAGAAUGUUUCAAACACUACACUGUCAGUCAUGUCUGGGAACACCACGUCUUCCUCCAAUGUAACACCAGGCACAGUAAUGUACCAGACUCCUCAAGGUGUGGUGUAUGCCACACCCACUACCAUCCAGCUUAGUGCCCUAGCAGAGGGUGGUUAUGUACUUAACCAGCCACAAACCCCUACAGCCAUUACACUUGCACAAGACCAGCACAAUGGGACACAAAAUGCAGCUCAACAGUAUAUCACCAUUCCAGUCCCUGUAUCACUUACCAAUUCACAGUUGCUGCAGCCGGUUUUUACUCAGUCUGUAUCAGGAGACUCGCCAUCCACUAUGACAUCACACUUAGCAACGACUGAGAAAAGAAAGUAAUGUGUACACAUUUACCAGUAUUACCAUUGGGGAGGUUUAUGCCAAUAUUGAAAUUCAAUGGACAGUUGGAUUAUAAUUGGUUGAAAUAUAUGAAGAAAGUCCAGGGUCCCUUGUAUUUCCUUGGAAGGCAAAAUUGUUGGAGAUAACCAGUAUAAGUGAAGUUGUGAACACCUACUCUUUUAUAGCAUCAGUGCCCAGUUACAUUUUACUAUAUGGAGUGGGUAUGUCAGUUAACCUCUACAUAUCCAGUUAAUAUGCGUGUGUGCGUGCAUUCAAUUCAGUAAGACUUGGUGUGAAAAUAUCAUGACAAUCCUGAAUCCAAGCAUUUUAAUAGAAUGAUUGUUCCAGUAAUUAUGCAGUUCAUCUUGUUAUGCUAUGCAACAGGGUUUGAGGAUCUACAUGCCACACAUCAAUCUGUAGGUCAUUGACUUAUCCAGGUCGUGGAGUUCAGUAAGGUUGUUGACUGAUUUCAAAAUAGGUUGGACAAUUUGAAUAGUGUUAAUUAUAUAAUGCAUGUAAAUAAAACUUAUUAACUUUUGUAUAUGCAAGAUACUGUAAAUAUUCUCAGUGAAGUAUAGAGGAAAUAUUUGAUGAUGCAAUUUCAAGAACCUUAGUAAUAUUUUAUCAGAAUUGAAAAAGCUUUCUUGGUUUCAUCUGAAGUUUUAUCAUAAUAUGUUAUCAGUUUUGCAGACUCUGUUGACAACAUUUCUACUUUUUCUGAUUACUUACUUACUAAUCCUUUAAAGAGUUGGUUAUUAACUGAGAAAUUAGUUCAUUAUUAGAACUGAUUUGUAAUUUAUGUAAAUUUUGUUAUCUGAACUACGCUGCAGAUUUAUUGAACCAAAUUUUAUAUGAUACAAAAUGUGUGCAAAAUGUCCACAAAAUCAGUCUAUUAUUUAUAAUGAAUGCUUACCAUAUAGUCUAUUUGUUUAUAAGUAGUUGAAAUAAUUGCACAUCUGUUAAUUUAUAUAGCUUAUUUGUAGUUUUCUAUACUGUGACUGGAUUCAGAAAAGAAAGGAUUAUUGUAAUAGGACCCAGUUCUCAUAUAUUUCAACUCUGGUGCCAUAUAUUAUUUCUGUCUGUUGUAAUGUGAGCAUGUUGUAUUAGAUUACUUUCCACAAAUUAAAAAUAUCUGAAGAUGUAUGAUCAUGAAUACAAAUAUUUUGGUUGUUCAAACCACAAAGUAAGCCGUUAGGUUAAAGGUCUCUUUUGAUCUCAAUUGACAAACAGCAUUUGAGUUUGGUAGACGGCUGCUGCUUUAGUCACAAAAAAGCAAUUUACAGUGAUAUCAACUUUUUGUAAAGUUUCUUUUGAAAUUGUGUUGCACAAUUAUAUUAUCUUAUAAUUCUACUUAUAUUAAGUGCUGUACAUAAAAUGUCUUAAAACAUG